AUGGCGCAAAAAAUGUCAAAGAACAAAUGUGGAAAGCUUUAUUUCAACGGACAACGGACUGACGAUCAAACAAGAUUGCAAAUCAUUGAUCUGUACACAAACGGUAAGACGUACCAGCAAAUGAGCGAUAUUACUGGAAUCACAAGGGGUGGGUGUCAAAAAGUCGUAAAGCAGUUUGUCGCGUCAGGAUCUAUCAGCAGGAAGUUACGGCGGUACAGGUCUCCAACAAAAAUGACACCAAACGUACUUCAGUUUAUUGAAUAUGAGAAAAAACGGCAACCAAGUAUUUAUGGAAGGGAAAUACGGUCGGAUUUAUUGAGGAGAAACGUAUGUUCACCUGAUAGUUUACCAUCGGUACGCCAAAUAAACAGAGCCAUUACAGAGGUACUUGGAAUGACGCGAAAACUUGUUCAAAGUGUCCCGACAGAGACCAAAAACCACGAUCAAACAAUAGAAAAUUUUAUUGCGAGGGCUAUGCAGUUUUCCCCGGAACAACUUCAUUUUUUUGACGAGGCCUCAGUUGUACGAACCGCAGGAAAUAGACGAUAUGGCCAUGCGUUCAGAGGUGAGAAAGCUAUCGAAAUUCAACGGUACGCAAGUAAUGCUACUUUCACAGUGAAUGUUUCAUGUGGUUAUUUUGGUUUGGAUCAUUUUGACAUUAUUCUUGGCCCUUCCAAUGCUUAUGAAAUGUUGACUUUUUUUGAUGACCUAAUGCAAAUGAAUAAUGACAUGGGUAAUCCAGUUCUUGCGCAUGGUGACUGUAUUAUCAUGGACAAUUGUGGCUUUCAUCACCACAGGGUUGGGGAGCAGUUGUUACGUGACAUGCUAGGCCAAAGAAACAUUACACUGUUAUUCCAACCACCUUAUUGUCCCGAGUUUAAUGUGACAGAAUAUGUGUUCCACUUGAUGCGCAACAAACUGAGGGAAAAUUCAGAAUUCGUGUACAGCUUCACAGAACUAUCCAUAGUAAAUGCUUUAACUUCUAUUGACAAAUUGUGUUUUCCAAAUAUAUUUCGCAAAUGUGGCUAUGUAUAA
This is a messenger RNA of Ylistrum balloti, 1035 nucleotides long. RefSeq lists its product as uncharacterized. Gene Ontology annotation, biological process: regulation of DNA-templated transcription. Gene Ontology annotation, molecular function: DNA binding. The record is from RefSeq and is a predicted model, not a curated record. The coding region runs from base 1 to 1035 and encodes 344 amino acids. The transcript has a single exon. NCBI's taxonomy places the organism in Eukaryota, Metazoa, Mollusca, Bivalvia, Pectinida, Pectinidae.